AAAUCCUCUAAAGUUCAAAGCUUUGUUGUCAAUGGCGCGAGGCUUUAUGAUUUUUCCAUACACCAAAAACUCUUCACAAUUUCUCCUAAAUUCCAUUUCUGUACCUUCAAGAUUCACAAAAUUACUGUAUUACCCUUCUUCAUCUCUCCAUUUCUCUCUUUCAAAUCCUCCUCCUCGAUUUCUGUGCAGUUGUUGCAGUCAUCUCCAAGAAAAUGGCACAAUUGACAUGUCAGCUUACUCAAAAACAUUUGGAAAGCGUAUGGCUAUGGUGGGUCUCAAACCCCAUCAUCCUAUUGUUUUGGGUGUUUCUGGUGGCCCUGAUAGCAUGGCCCUCUGUGUCUUAACUGCUGCAUGGAAAUCCAAUAGCCUCGGCAUUGCUGCUCAAAAGAAUGGGUUUGUUGACGGGCUUUUAGCAGUGGUAGUUGAUCAUGGACUUCGUGCUGAGAGUAAAGAUGAGGCUCACCUUGUUCACCAUCGAGUCACAAGCAUGGGAAUCAAAUGCGAGAUUGCUUGCUGUGAAUGGUCAGAAGGCAAGCCAAAGCAGGGUCAUUUGCAAGAAGCAGCUCGUCAGAAAAGGUAUGAAAUUCUCCAAAGUGCUUGCAUCCGGCAUCAGAUUGGUGUAUUGAUGACUGCACACCAUGCAGAUGACCAGGCGGAACUAUUCAUUCUCAGGUUGUCUCGUAAUAGUGGCGUGCUUGGACUCGCUGGAAUGGCAUCUGUUUCACAGCUGUUCUCUACAUGUCCAGAUUUAAGUACUGAAGUGAGUAGGAAUGGACUUUUAUUGGUGAGACCUCUGCUGGAGUAUUCUAAAGAAGAUAUGUACAAGAUAUGUCUAGCUGCCAAUCAAGAAUGGGUUGAAGAUCCCACGAACAGAAGUGCAUUAUUUGCUCGUAAUAGAAUUCGGAUGAUAUUGACUGACUUGGCAUCACCUAUAUUCAGAUCCGAGUUACAAGCACUUAUUGCUGCUUGUCGGAGAACAAGGUUUCAUAUUGACAAAAUUUGUUCCAACCUCAUGCAUCAAGCUGUGACUAUCAUGCCUGAAGGGUAUGUGGUGAUUGAUGUAGGAAUCCUCAGUCCUUCAGAAUUGAAGGACAUAGUUCUCUCCAAGUUUAUUGCUUUGUUAUUGCAGUUUGUUUCACAAAGGCAAAGGCCUGUCAGAGGCAGUGCAUCAAAAUUGUUAUUAGACUACAUUCGAACUUCCCAAUGCAAGACUGCUGUUACUGCAUCCGGUUGUUACCUUUGUCCUGCUCCUGGCUCCAAAGGUACUAAAGUAUUGGUUUGCUGCUCUACUGAUGCUAAUUUGACACUAGAGUUGCUAAAUCCAUUCUCGACUGAAGGAAAUAACAGCACAAUUUCAGAUGAGGUAGAACAAAUUGUAGCAAAUGGGAGGUCAUACUCAGAUCAGUUCCCUCAAAGUACAAUAGGAAUGCAAUUUUUGAACCUAACAUUUUCCGAUUCCAUUCUAUCUGAAGCCAAAAGGGAAGGCAUUAUUGGUGAAUCAACCUACAAGAGUAUUAUUUGUCUACAGAGAGAGGAAAGCAAUAAUUUCACGUCCAAAACUAAUAUUGCGCUCGAAAACAAGGUGGAACACAGAGUCGAAAACACAGCUUCUGCUCCAAGCAAAGUACUCCAUCCUGAAAAAGUUGGGUACUUCAUGAACAGAUUUUUAGUGAAGUGGUAUCUGAGCAAGCAAAACACUUACACUUCAUUUUCCAUGAAAAAUUCUGAUGAACUCCAAGAUUUUGGAGAACAAAGAUGGAACUUUUGCAAUUCUUGCGUCCUUGGCCAUGAUUGGGUGGCCAGGGUCCGUUACAUGGUUGAUGCUGAUUGGUUGUACCUAGCAACGUUAUCAAAGAGAGAGGAUAGAAGCAUUGUUCAUGAAGAAGAACUCUCUCUUUCAGCGGACUCACGAGUAAUGAGCAACAUAAAUUUGUGUUCUGCUUGUACAAAGAAAUCAGCUGAAAGAGCUCUCCUCUUAUUGAAGUCCAUUCCAGUUGCUGCAAGAAGAGCUUUACCUGUCUUGGUCAAUGUGGAUGGGGUGUUGCUAAGCAUACCAAGUGUGGGUUUCCAGCACUGUCCUUGCUUGGUAGCAUCUGCGAUAUUUAAGCCAAAAAUACCUCUGGGUGGAGGUUACAGUUCAUUCCUCUAGUUGUUUUACAAUGUAACCAAUGUGAACUUGUUCAGUAACUAAUCCUAUGAUCAGUGUAGCUGGCCUGGCCCUCUGCAGUAUCCAAGGGGAGAUAUUUUCUCUGUUCGAGACUACUUAAUGUAGAAAGGUAAGGUCGAGGAUGAAGGUAGAAGUUAGUAGGUAGCGAGUGUUGACUUUAUGUGGGAGAAUCACGGGGCUAGAUUCCCUCCUCUUAUCCUUGUUUGUAGUAUUAGUUUCUUGUUCUUUAAUGUAUAUUAAUAUAUGUUGCUUCAUUUUUGCUUUA
Messenger RNA from Solanum dulcamara, 2432 nucleotides. RefSeq lists its product as uncharacterized. The transcript has 11 exons. Gene Ontology annotation, biological process: tRNA processing. The record is from RefSeq and is a predicted model, not a curated record. Gene Ontology annotation, molecular function: ATP binding; ligase activity, forming carbon-nitrogen bonds. Bases 32 to 2149 code for a protein of 705 amino acids. NCBI's taxonomy places the organism in Eukaryota, Viridiplantae, Streptophyta, Magnoliopsida, Solanales, Solanaceae.